Molecule: messenger RNA, 1939 nt
Organism: Bombina bombina (fire-bellied toad)
Lineage: Eukaryota; Metazoa; Chordata; Amphibia; Anura; Bombinatoridae
Gene: BZW2
Product: basic leucine zipper and W2 domains 2
Exons: 13
Coding region: 185-1537 (450 amino acids)
Cellular component (GO): membrane; cytoplasm
Molecular function (GO): protein binding
Source: RefSeq, a predicted model, not a curated record
UAAUCAGACACACUGAGGUUCGUUACUAAACUUAACCCCUCUCAUGACUGGAGUUGGUUGCGCCCGUAGAGCUGAACGCACUGCUGCUGCUUGGCUGUGGGAGUAAGUCCUGUAGGCUGCCCUUCAACCAGUGUCCUAUUGUUUAAACAGCGGAGCUAGAGCCAGCAACAAUUAGGAAAAUUUUAUGAAUAAGCAUCAGAAGCCGGUGCUCACAGGCCAGAGGUUUAAAACCAGAAAGAGGGAUGAAAAAGAGAAAUUCGAACCAACAGUGUUCAGGGAUACCAUCAUCCAAGGCCUUAAUGAAGCGGGUAGCGAUUUGGAAUCAGUAGCUAAAUUCCUUGACUCAACUGGAUCAAAAUUAGAUUACCGUCGCUAUGCUGACACACUGUUUGAUAUCUUGAUUGCUGGAAGCAUGCUUGCACCUGGAGGAACUCGUAUAGAUGAUGGAGACAAAACCAAGGUGACCAAUCGUUGUGUCUUUGGAGCUAAUGAAGAAUAUGAAACCAUGAGAAAUUAUGCUCAGUGUUUUCUGCAGGCUUCAUGGCCUGGGUGUAUCCUAACAGAAGGCAGUCUGCAUCAGAGCCUGAUUUCAGAAACUUUAAUAACAGCUUCCAAGGUCUUCAGCAAAUUAAUUAGGAGAUAUAAAUACUUGGAGAAAGCAUUUGAAGAUGAAAUAAAGAAGCUGCUCCUUUUCCUUAAAGCUUUUUCUGAAACUGAGCAAACAAAGUUGGCUAUACUCACAGGAAUAUUAUUAGCAAGUGGAACCUUGCCAGCCACGAUUUUAACAAGCCUUUUUACAGAGAACAUAGUGAAAGAAGGUAUUUCUGCAUCAUUUGCUGUAAAGCUUUUCAAAACAUGGAUGGCAGAAAAGGAUGGCAGUGCCGUGACAUCAUCCUUACGAAAAGCAAACCUUGAUAAAAGAUUACUAGAACUUUUUCCAGCAAAUAGGCAAAAUGUUGAACACUUUGCUAAAUAUUUUACUGAUGCCAACCUGAAAGAGCUUUCUGAUUUUAUAAGAGUACAGAAGUCACUUGGAACACGUAAAGAACUUCAGAAAGAGCUACAGGAGCGCCUAUCUCAGGAAUGUCCCAUAAAAGAGGUAGUGCUUUAUGUGAAAGAAGAAAUGAAGCGAAAUGAACUGCCAGAAACAGCAGUGAUUGGACUCCUGUGGACUUGUAUCAUGAAUGCUGUUGAAUGGAACAAAAAGGAGGAGCUGGUUGCAGAACAAGCUCUCAAGCAUUUGAAACAUUAUGCUCCUCUACUGGCUGUAUUCAGCACUCAAGGACAGUCUGAGCUGAUCCUUAUACAAAAGGUACAAGAGUACUGCUAUGACAAUAUCCACUUCAUGAAGGCCUUCCAGAAGAUUGUUGUACUUUUUUAUAAAGCUGAUGUGCUAGGUGAAGAGGCCAUAUUGAAAUGGUACAAAGAUGCACAUAUUGCAAAAGGGAAGAGUGUUUUUCUUGACCAGAUGAGGAAGUUUGUCGAGUGGUUGCAAAAUGCAGAAGAAGAAUCUGAGUCAGAAGGUGAGGAGAACUAAUCCAAGCACAAAUUCAAGUCUUUGUUAGAUAACUCUGAAAUGCUGACUGACCUAUUUGGAGGGAAGAGACAUUAACAAUUAUCGCCUAGCAAAUUCCCACGUAACUAGGAAUGUUGGAUUUUAAAUUGAGCUCUCAGACAUUAGGCGCUUCAAUUGGAACUCUACCUCUGGUUUAUAAUACACUAUGUCAAACAAAGCCAUUCAGCCAAGAGCCAUAUUGAAAGCAAGAAAUGGAAUCUCUGUGGACUCCUUUAUUAGUUUGUUUUGAGUGUCAUGUGAAGAAAUUUCCAUUCUCUGGCGUACAGGUCUUUAGUCUGUGAUUGUAGCUCAAUAAAUACUUGUUAUUUGGUAAAAAAUUAACACAAAACAUUUUUGUUUAAAAUAAAAAAGCUUUUUACCAUA